Penicillium verhagenii is the source of this 2160-nucleotide messenger RNA. RefSeq lists its product as uncharacterized. The transcript is spliced from 3 exons. Gene Ontology annotation, molecular function: calcium:proton antiporter activity. Lineage: Eukaryota; Fungi; Ascomycota; Eurotiomycetes; Eurotiales; Aspergillaceae. Gene Ontology annotation, biological process: intracellular calcium ion homeostasis; calcium ion transmembrane transport. Gene Ontology annotation, cellular component: fungal-type vacuole membrane. The record is from RefSeq and is a predicted model, not a curated record. The coding region runs from base 1 to 2160 and encodes 719 amino acids.
AUGCACCGGAUUAACUCGUGGGCGAAAGCUCACGCCUCUUCACGCGGCGAUCAAUCCGUCCAACCUCAAGCUCCAGCUCAAGCUCAAACCUCCGGUCCUACUCCUAUACCGGAAGCAUCUCAAGAUGUACAAGUGAAUCAUACCCCAGAGGCCCCGACAACCGAGUCGGGGCCCGACGAAAAGAACUCCCAACCCGGUCUGCUCCUUCGCAUGCGAAAUGGUAGCGGCCGGUUCUACACCCACACCAAGGAUGCCCUCUUCCACAGUUGGGUCAAUGUCCUACUGGUCUUUGUGCCAGUAGGUAUCGCCGCCAAGGCGGCUGGCCUGAGCCCGGACAUCGUCUUCGCGAUGAACGCGGUGGCCAUCAUCCCCUUGGCAGGACUACUGAGCCACGCGACAGAGAGCGUGGCCAGCCGCCUGGGUGACACAAUCGGUGCUCUCAUCAACGUCACCUUUGGUAACGCAGUAGAGCUUAUCAUCUUCAUCAUCGCUUUGGUGAAGAAUGAAAUUCGCAUUGUGCAAGCUUCCCUGCUUGGUUCCAUCUUGGCAAAUCUGUUGCUCAUUCUGGGCAUGGCAUUCCUCCUUGGUGGUCUCCGCUUCCAGGAACAAAUCUACAACAGCACCGUCACCCAGAUGAGCGCGUGUCUGCUCAGUCUGAGCGUGACCAGUCUGCUGCUCCCAACGGCCUUCCAUGCUUCUUUCUCGGACACUACCGAUGCAGACAGACAGACAUUGAAGGUCAGCCGUGGAACCAGUGUCGUUCUUCUGUUGGUAUACAUUUUGUAUAUUCUUUUCCAACUCAAGUCCCACUCGUACCUGUACGCCAGUAUUCCUCAGCGCAUUAUCGAUGAGGAAUCGCACCCCGGUGUUCUUGCCGAGUUCUUGAAUAGCUCCUCCGACUCAUCUUCUAGUUCAAGCGAUGACUCUGUCGAUACUACUACUUCGUGGACCACCGCCAAACGCAUCAAGCGGGCAAUGAAGCACCGCAGACGCAGAAAGUCUAGCACCAGCUCCAAGGGCACAAGCCAAUCUGUUCAAAAGAAGGUCAUGGUCAAUGAGAACCAGAGCUCUCUAGGAAAUUCCAUCAUCAGCAACAAUGGCAGCACCUCAAAUGCCGUUGACAUGGAAGAGGCCCGCUACGACGCCGACGACGACGCCAACCCCCGCUCUCGUGAUUUCGGUCUCCCCACCACCCGCGUUGAGAGUGCCCACGAAAGCGACAAGGCUCGGAAGAAGGAACGCAAGAAGCGCCGCUCCAAGCGAUCUGAGAAGAAACAGCCUCAGGUCGAGCUCCCUACGGAUGACGAGGCUCAAGCCCAGACUCAGUCCGACGACUGGCACCCGGGUAUGAAGGGAUUCGCAUCUGCUCCCAACUUCGCUGGCAUGGAGGGCGCGGGAGACAACGAUAAUUCUCGAAAGCGCUCGCCGUUCGGCCCCAUUCCCUCCCUGCUGUCUAAUACCGUAUUCAGCUCGCAGUCUCCUAGCAACUCGCCUCGUAUCGGUGAUUUGUCGCACCCGGGGAUCAAGCGUAGCAACUCUUUACCUGCCCACAUGAAUGCUACCGUUCGUGCUGGCAAUGCUGUGCAAUUUGCCCGCGGUGGUGCCCGUGUCCCUGCGCCCACUGACGUUGUCAUUGAUACCCCUCAAGAGGCAGAGCCGGCCAUGUCUCGUACUGCGGCUGUGGUCCUGCUCCUGAUCUCCACUGCCCUUGUAGCCGUCUGCGCCGAGUUCCUUGUCGAUGCCAUUCCCGACAUGAUUGAAAACUCGAAUGUCAGCGAAGCGUUCAUCGGUUUGAUUAUCUUGCCCAUCGUGGGUAAUGCCGCUGAGCACGUUACUGCUGUCAGUGUUGCCACCAAGAACAAGAUGGAUCUGGCUAUUGGUGUAUCUGUCGGUAGUAGUAUCCAGAUUGCCAUCUUUGUCACCCCUCUUGUUGUCAUUUUGGGAUGGUGUAUGGACAAGGACAUGUCCCUCUACUUCACUCUGUUCGAGACCGUCUGUCUGUUUGUGACUGCUUUUGUGGUAAACUUCUUGGUUCUGGACGGCAGAAGUAACUACUUGGAAGGUGCACUGCUUAUAGCAGCGUAUGUGAUCAUUGCUCUUGCAUCCUUCUUUUACCCGGACAGUCAGCAAGCUAGUAACCUAGCCGGGUCUGAAGGUUAA